This is a messenger RNA of Linnemannia hyalina, 1869 nucleotides long. Lineage: Eukaryota; Fungi; Mortierellomycota; Mortierellomycetes; Mortierellales; Mortierellaceae. The record is from the annotation of a GenBank genome assembly.
AUGCAAACAGAUAUCCCUAACGACCUGACAGUCAGCCCUGACACAAAGUCGACUCUGGAACCCACUUCUCCUUCAUCUCCUCCUUCUUUGCCCUCAGACCUUCCUGCACCACUGAAGCACCAGGACAUUGACACCAACUCUACAGAGACCACCCCACCCAGCACCACAACCACCAUCACCACCGACCAAGCAGCAUCAAAACUCCAAGGUCCCCAAGAUGCUAAAACAACCUCUGCCAUCUCAGAGAUCACACAAGCAAUCGCCAACGCUAGUCUCGAGGACACAGAUACCGACGUCGCUCAGGGCGACAAAUAUGCUCGCGCCCAAGGAGUCGAUCGGGACUACACAGCAGCAAUGGACUACUAUCUCAAAGCAGCAGAGAGAAGCAACCCAGCCGCACAGAACAGGAUCGGUGACCUCUACCGGUUCGGCAAUGGCGUCACUCAAGAUUUCUCGGCCGCAAUGAUGUGGUACCGCAAGGCCGCUGAUCAGGACGAUCCAACAGGUUACCACAACAUCGGUCAAACAUACGACUAUGCCCUCGGGGUUCCUCAGGACUAUAGUUUGGCCAUGAAGUGGUACCGUAAGGCCGCCGAGAAAAGCUAUGCGCCGGCCCAGUACUGUAUUGGUGGACUGUACUACCAAGGGUAUUCUGUGGAAAAGGAUUGUGGAAAGGCCAUGGAAUGGUUUCUGAAAGCUGCUGAGCAGCAUUAUGCGGAGGCUGAGUUCGGGAUCGGAUUGGUGUAUAUGCAAGGCGAGGGAAUCCCUGUUGACAACGAGAUGGCGAUGGAGUGGUUCAAUAGAGGCAUUGAGCAUGAGGAUGGUACUGGAUGGAGCGAUUUUGCAAAGGGUUAUCUUUCCCUCCACGGUCUGGGCGGCGUUACUCAGGAUCUUACGGUGGCGUAUGAGUACUUUGUGAAGGCGGUCGAACAAGGAAAUUAUUAUGCACGGAUCCCGAUCGGUGACAUGUACAGUCUAGGCGUUGGCGUCGUUCAGGACUACGGCAAGGCGAUGGAGUGGCUCCUCGGGCCUGCGUCUCAAGGUCAUCCGGAUGCACUGCAUCAGAUCGGUGCAUUCUACUACAAGGGGCUGGGGGUUCCCUCCGACUAUUGCGAGGCGUUCAAGUGGAUCUCCAAGGCUGCUCAGUACGAAUUCUUGCCGGCGAUGACCGACAUGGGACUCAUGUACUGUAAUGGACGGGGUGUUGAUCUGGAUUACGACCAAGCUCGAGCCUGGUUCCUCAAGGCGGCUACAAAGGGUCGUGCAAUUGCCCAGUGCGAGCUCGGGUUCAUGUACCACGAGGGUCACGGAGGCCCCGUAGACUACCAAUCCGCUUACGAAUGGUUCCUCAAAGCCGCCGAACAAGGCCUCGCAGCCGCCCAAGGAUAUAUCGGCAACAUGUACCACCGCGGCCGAGGCCUCCCCCAGGACUACGCCAAGGCCGAAGAAUGGCUCCUCAAGGCCGCAGAACAAGGCAGCGCACAUGCCCAGGUAGAGAUCGGGGCCAUGUAUUUCCAUGGAGAAGGUGUUCCUCAAAACCAAGCGUUAGGGUUCGAAUGGUGUCUCAAGGCAGCCGAGCAGGGCGAUGACGAGGCGCAGUGCUAUGUAGGAGUCAUGUACAGUCUUGGGCAAGGGACGUACCAGAGCCAUAUCAAGGCCGUCGAGUGGUUGCGCAAGUCUGCGGAGCAAGGGUACGCAACGGCACAGUUUCAACUCGGGAAUGCGUAUAUCAACCGCAAGGGAGUCGCGAUGGACAUUGAUACUGCUAUGGACUGGCUCCGUCAGGCGGCGGAGCAAGGGCAUGAGGAGGCCAAAGUGACUUUGGACCACCUUCAAGUCAACUCUGAGAGGCUGAGGAAUGGGGAUUAG